Molecule: messenger RNA, 1741 nt
Organism: Phalacrocorax carbo (great cormorant)
Lineage: Eukaryota; Metazoa; Chordata; Aves; Suliformes; Phalacrocoracidae
Source: RefSeq, a predicted model, not a curated record
CGGGCAGAGCGCGGCAGGGCUCCGCACCGCAGCUCCGCUCCGCACCGCGCCGGGCCCCUCCCGGCGGGCCGCCGCACCGGGCAGGAAGGGGUGGAGCGGCCGGCGGAGCGCACGGGCGGGGUGCCGCGGGCGGGGAAGCAUCCCGGCCAUGCUGAGGCCGGGCGGGCGGGCGGUGCCGCGCCUCCCCGGAGCGCUCCCCAUGGAGCGGCUGUCCGGCCAGCCCUGAGCCGGCGGCCCCCGCCGCCCGCCCGCCCGCCGCCGCCGCCGCCCCCCAUGGAGCCCGAGGAGCGGAAGAUCUCGGUGUGGAUCUGCCAGGAGGAGAAGCUGAUCUCCGGGCUCUCCCGGCGGACCACCUGCUCGGACGUGGUGCGGGUGCUGCUGGAGGACAGCCACCACCGGCGGCAGCGGCCGGCGCUGCCCGAGCCCGGCGGCGGGAUGCUGUCGGGGCCGCCGCACUCCUACUGCAUCGUGGAGAAGUGGCGCGGCUUCGAGCGGAUCCUGCCCAACAAGACGAAGAUCCUGCGGCUGUGGGUGGCGUGGGGGGACGAGCAGGAGAACGUGCGCUUCGUGCUGGUGCGCAGCGAGGCCUCGCUGCCCAACGCGGGGCCGCGCAGCGCCGAGGCGCGGGUGGUGCUCAGCAAGGAGCGCCCCGGCCACGGCCUGGGGGCGGCCCGCGCCAGCCUGGCGCUCACGCAGGAGCGGCAGCGGCGGGUGGUGAGGAAAGCCUUCCGCAAGCUGGCCAAGAUCAACAAGAAGCGGCAGCAGCCGCUGGCCCGGGAGGCCUCGUCGGCGGAGAGGAUGGAGACGCUGGUGCACCUGGUGCUCUCGCAGGACCACACCAUCCGGCAGCAGAUCCAGCGGCUCCGCGAGCUGGACCGGGAGAUCGACAGGUACGAGGCCAAGAUCCACCUGGACCGCAUGAAGCGGCACGGCGUCAAUUACGUGCAGGACACCUACCUGGUGGGGGCCGGCGGCGGGGAGCCGGAGCCGGGCCGGGAGCCGGGCCGGGAGCCGGGCGGGGCAGCCCAGCCCGCCGCCGGCCGCCCCGAGGAGGACUACGCCAGGAAGUGCGAGGAGGUGCUGCAGCUGCAGGAGCAGCGGGCGCAGCAGGAGGAGCUGCUGGAGCACCUGGCCGCCGAGAUCCAGGAGGAGCUCAACGAGCGCUGGAUGAAGCGGCGGCGGGAGGAGCUGGAGCUGGCGGCGGGGCCCGGCCUGGCCGACACGGACUGCGACACCACGGAGCUGAGCGGCGGCGGCGAGGGCGAGCUGCACCUGGAGCACGAGCGGGUCAAGACCCAGCUGAGCACCAGCCUCUACAUCGGCCUCAAGCUGAGCACGGACCUGGAGGCCGUCAAGACCGACCUGGACUACACGCAGCGGGCGUGGGAGGACAAGGAGCGAGAGCUGCAGCGCUUGCUGGAGACGCUGGGCACCCUGGACGUGGCGGAGGCGCCGGCGGAGCCGCGGGGCGCGGCGGGCGGGGGGCGGCCGGCGGCGGGGGGCGGCAGCGCGGCCGGCUGGGUGGAGCAGGCGCGGGCGCUGCGCAAGGACCGGGCCGACGACGGCGAGGACUCGGACACGGGGCUGAGCUCCAUGCACAGCCAGGACUCGGACUCGGUGCCCGUCUGCGAGUCCCUCGUUUAGCCCCCGGCCGCGCAGCCGGGCCCCGCGGCGCCGGGGAUGGAGGGAGGGCGGGCUCCGGCCCGGCCCGCAUCGCCACCGGCGGGGUCCCUGCCCGCUG